CUUGAAGCUAGAAUGUGAAAAACUGGCAACGGAAAAGACAGAAAUCCAGCGCCAUUACGUCAUGUACUACGAGAUGUCCUAUGGCCUCAACAUCGAGAUGCACAAGCAGACGGAGAUCGCGAAGCGGCUCAACGUGAUCUGCGCCCAGCUCAUCCCGUUCCUGUCGCAGGAGCACCAGCAGCAGGUGGUCCAGGCAGUGGAGCGAGCCAAGCAGGUGACUAUGGCAGAGCUGAAUGCGGCCAUUGGGCACCAGCUGCAGGCUCAGCACCUCUCACACCAUGCGCCGCCCAUCCCGCUGACCCCGCACCCCUCGGGCAUGCAGUCCAGCGCCUUGGCCAGCAUCGGCAGCGCCUCGGGGCUGCUCGCGCUCUCCGGGGCCCUGGGGGCGCAGGCCCAGCUGGUCCCUAAAGACGACCGAGGGCUUCAUGAUGCCGAGCACCGAGAGAGAGACCCGGGUCCUAGCGCCCUGGCGCUGCCCAACGGGGAGCGGACCCGCACCCUCUCCGACUACCUGAGCGGCAGCAAGAAGAGGAAGGCGGAGGAGAAGGACUUCGUCACCGACUACGGCAGCGAUGCAGACAAGAGCGAGGACAACCUGGUGGUGGACGAGGACCCGGCAUCCCCUCACAGCGUCCACUCAUACUCGUCGCGGGAGAACGGGGCAGAGAAGGGACUGCUGGGGCGCAAGGAGGCCAUGCCGCUCAGCCCCACCUCCAUGGCCUCAUCCCGCAGCACUUCCCCGUCCCGGAGCAAGGACCCACCCACGGUACCGCAUCUCCUGCCUGGGCAGGUGGAGAAGGCCGGGACGCCCGGCUUGAAGUCCAGCACCCCGACGUCGCAGGGCGAGUCCGCGGGCCCUGGCUCCAGUAGCAGCGUCGGGCAGCAGUUCCGCCCGAGCACCGCCAAGACCUCGGUGGACUCGCUGGCGCUGGGCCUGAGGAACCCGCUGGCCAUGCAGAGCUCGUACCCAGCAGCCUUUGGCAUGGCCCACCCCUCCGUCAACGGCGACAUGGCCGGCGCUGGCACCUACGCGGGGCUUCAGCUCAUGUCCCCGCAGCUUAAUGGGGCGGCUGCGGCAGCUGGUGGCUAUGGCCGUUCUCCUCUGGUGGGCUAUGACCCCCAUCCCCACAUGUGCGUGCCCGGGCUGGCAGCUGGCAUGCAGGCGGGGACCUCGGGCAAGCCAGCCUACUCCUUCCACGUGAGCGCCGACGGGCAGAUGCAACCGGUGCCUUUCCCCCCUGAUGCCCUCCUGGGCUCCGGCAUCCCCCGGCACGCCCGGCAGCUGCACACCCUGACCCACGGCGAGGUGGUCUGCGCCGUCACCAUCAGCAACUCCACGCGGCAUGUCUACACAGGCGGCAAGGGCUGCGUGAAGGUGUGGGACGUGGGGCAGCCAGGCACCAAGACGCCUGUAGCCCAGCUGGACUGCCUGAACCGCGACAACUACAUCCGGUCUUGCAAGCUCCUGCCGGAUGGCCGCAGCCUCAUCGUGGGGGGGGAAGCCAGCACCUUGUCCAUCUGGGACCUGGCUGCCCCCACCCCGCGCAUCAAAGCCGAGCUGACCUCCUCGGCGCCCGCCUGCUACGCCCUGGCCAUCAGCCCCGACGCCAAGGUCUGCUUCUCCUGCUGCAGUGACGGCAACAUCGUCGUGUGGGACCUGCAGAACCAGACACUGGUCCGGCAGUUCCAGGGCCACACGGACGGCGCCAGCUGCAUUGACAUCUCCAACGAUGGCACCAAGCUGUGGACGGGGGGGCUGGACAACACCGUGCGGUGCUGGGACCUGCGGGAGGGGCGCCAGCUGCAGCAGCACGACUUCAGCUCCCAGAUCUUCUCACUGGGGUACUGCCCCACGGGCGAGUGGCUGGCCGUGGGCAUGGAGAGCAGCAACGUGGAGAUCCUGCACGUCACCAAGCCUGACAAGUACCAGCUGCACCUGCACGAGAGCUGCGUUCUCUCGCUCAAGUUUGCCGCCUGCGGCAAGUGGUUUGUGAGCACGGGCAAGGACAACCUGCUCAACGCCUGGAGGACGCCAUACGGCGCCAGCAUCUUCCAGUCCAAGGAAUCCUCCUCCGUGCUCAGCUGCGACGUCUCCACUGACGACCAGUUCAUCGUCACCGGCUCCGGGGACAAGAAGGCCACCGUGUACGAGGUCAUUUACUGAGCGCUGAUGGCUGGGGGACCCCGGGGCACCCAUCCCACCCCCACCUCCCCUCUGUCUGGAUGCAGCUGCGACGGCCGUUUCCAAAGACCCCCCCUUCCCCUCCCAGUUGGGAGGUGGAGCAGCGCUGAGCUGUGGGGGUCCCCACCAGGAUCCCUCUUCGCCUACAGGGGCUCAGGGGCGCUGGCGGUGUGGCUCACAGUCCCAGGACUCUGCCUCUGCUCCCGCUGGGUUUCUGCUUCGGACUCCGGCAGCCGUUGGGGAUUUUUUUUUUACCGGCUCUUUUUGUUGCUGCCAAGGCUGGGCGGGUGGCGCCGGGGCCGGCGUCUAGGUUGUAUUUAAUAAAAAAGAGAGAAAACAG
This is a messenger RNA of Gavialis gangeticus (Gharial), 2522 nucleotides long. Its product is annotated as transducin-like enhancer protein 1. Gene Ontology annotation, cellular component: transcription regulator complex; nucleus. Gene Ontology annotation, biological process: regulation of DNA-templated transcription; negative regulation of canonical Wnt signaling pathway. The transcript has 18 exons. Lineage: Eukaryota; Metazoa; Chordata; Crocodylia; Gavialidae. Gene Ontology annotation, molecular function: protein binding; transcription corepressor activity. The coding region runs from base 62 to 2164 and encodes 700 amino acids. The record is from RefSeq and is a predicted model, not a curated record.